Photinus pyralis (common eastern firefly) is the source of this 1689-nucleotide messenger RNA. RefSeq names its product phosphoribosyl pyrophosphate synthase-associated protein 2. Gene Ontology annotation, biological process: 5-phosphoribose 1-diphosphate biosynthetic process; purine nucleotide biosynthetic process. The record is from RefSeq and is a predicted model, not a curated record. Gene Ontology annotation, molecular function: ribose phosphate diphosphokinase activity; magnesium ion binding. The transcript has 6 exons. Lineage: Eukaryota; Metazoa; Arthropoda; Insecta; Coleoptera; Lampyridae. Gene Ontology annotation, cellular component: ribose phosphate diphosphokinase complex; cytoplasm. Bases 244 to 1365 code for a protein of 373 amino acids.
GAUGACGCGUAUCAUCUUUACUUAGCGUACGCUAUCAGACGGGAUAAAGAAAGACGGCAACACGUGUCGGUAUCGUAGAUUUAUCGCUAUCACCACCAUUUGUUUAUUUAUGAAAUAAAAAUAUUUAUUAUCGAAAAACACGCUGUGCUGCACAGGAACAAGGUUUUCCGGUCGAACUUUAUAAAUAUAUCAGUAGGUAUAUUAAUAAGCUGUAGGUAACAGUAGGUGAUAAAUCGAAUUUCCAUGUUUCUCAAUCCUAACAGAGCGGGCGGCUUUCGACUGCCACAAAACCUCAAUAUGGAGGCCCCCAAAACUUCCGAUAUCGUUAUAAUCAGUGGCAACUCGCAUCCGGACCUGUCGAAUUUGAUCGCGAAAAGACUGGACGUGAAGAGCGGAGGUUGUGCGGUGUAUCACAAGACGAAUCGCGAGACUAUGGUCGAAAUUGGUGAUUCUGUUCGAGGCAAGGAUAUAUUUAUUAUACAGACUGGAACCAAAGAUGUAAAUAACAACAUCAUGGAGCUGCUGAUAAUGGCUUACGCAUGUAAAACCUCGUCGGCGAAUUCGAUUGUCGCCGUUAUACCGUACCUUCCCUACAGUAAACAGUGCAAGAUGCGUAAACGAGGCUGCAUCGUUUCCAAACUCCUCGCGAAAAUGAUGUGCACGUCCGGUUUAACACACAUAAUAACAAUGGAUUUGCAUCAAAAGGAGAUUCAGGGAUUCUUCGAUUGCCCCGUGGACAAUCUACGUGCCAGUCCAUUCUUGUUGCAGUACAUACAGGAAUGCAUACCCGAUUAUCGAAAUGCGGUUAUUGUCGCGAGAAAUCCAGGCUCGGCGAAGAAGGCGACAUCGUACGCCGAACGAUUACGGUUAGGUAUCGCAGUCAUUCACGGAGAGCAAAAAGUCGCCGAGAGUGAUGAGGUUGACGGUCGAUAUUCCCCACCGGCCGUUCCGCGGUCUCGUACCAUGGACGCGGGUGUCGGUGUGCCCGUUCAUCCGGCCAAAGAAAAGCCUCCUAUUAACGUGGUCGGAGAUGUAGGCGGACGAAUCGCUAUUAUGGUGGACGAUUUAAUCGAUGAUGUCCAGUCGUUUGUAGCCGCAGCAGAAAUUUUAAAGGAGCGUGGCGCUUACAAAAUUUAUGUUUUGGCUACGCAUGGACUUUUAUCAUCUGAUGCUCCACGCUUAAUAGAUGAUUCGCCAAUUGACGAGGUCGUCGUUACUAACACCAUUCCACACGAGCUGCAAAAAAUGCAAUGUCACAAGAUCAAAACGGUGGACAUUUCCAUUUUACUAUCAGAAGCCAUCAGACGCAUUCACAAUAAGGAAUCCAUGUCUUACCUAUUCAAGAAUGUUACCUUAGAAGACUAGUGCACUAAAUGCGAACGGCCUGUAGAUAUAUCAAACCGGGCAUCCGCAUGAGUGACCAUCAGCGGUUUUGUGGAUGCCUAGUUAAUGUUAAGUCAUUUGAUUUACUUCCUAAUUGAUGGUUUGUCAAGUACUACGUUGGUGAUCAUGUAAUUUUAUUCGUGCACUUUGUAUUAUUUACGCUACUAAGUUUAAUUGGAAAAAACACGGAAAAACCUGAGAUAUUUGUAUCAGUAUUUUUUCUGUUUUUAGUGAUGUAUAACAAUUUUUUGUUACAAGUCAAUUUUUUUAAAUAAUUUUGAAUAAAUUUCCAAUUAGUUUAGUUAA